GCUAUCCCAACUGAAAGCUAAUGCCUCUCUAAGCCUAACAGUUCUGCCUCUUUAGUAGUCCUUUUCUUCGUUUGCAAACUGGAGGUCACAGCCUACCUUUCUCCUGAUUCUUAGUUGAAAUAAACGAAUUCAUAGGCAGAGACAGCCGGAGCAGAUGAUCAGAGCCGGUUUCCCUUCAUCUUGCCCUACUACGCUGACGCUGACAUGCAGAGUCAGCACAUUGAGGUUGCUCUCUUCAGUUACAGGCUUCACCUUUUUAGCCUUUUACACACUGACUCAGGGACUUUUCUACCCUCCGGAACAAGGACCUGGGGGCUUCAUUAGCAUAUGCAAAGUUGGGCGCGGCCUUUGGUCCAGCGGGAGUGACCCGGUGACCAAGUCCAUCUUUAUUUUCGCCGACCCACAAAGCCGAAAGUGCUAGUUUUCCGGGACAACAAGAGAGCAGCACCCGCUUCCACAGCCAUGGACUCCAGCUGCAGAACUCCACCAAGCAACUCUUGGGUUUAUCCCACUGUGAUUCUCUGCUUGUUUGGGUUUUUCUCCAUGUUCAGGCCUUCAGAAUCAUUCUUAAUCCCAUUUUUGUCUGAACCCAGUAAGAAUCUCACCAGCGCAGAGAUGACAAAUGAGAUCCUUCCCGUUUGGACAUACUCCUACCUGGCAAUGCUGCUGCCCGUGUUUGUCCUCACUGACUACCUGCGCUAUAAACCAGUCAUCAUGCUACACGUUGUGGCCUUUGACAUUAGCUACCUGUUUCUCUUGUUUGGCCAAGGUGUGAUGCUCAUGCAGACAGCCGAGUUCUGUUUUGGGGUUGUCUCGGCCACGGAGAUAGCCUACUUUGCUUAUAUAUACAGCGUGGUCAGCCCAGAGCACUAUCAGAAAGUGAGCAGCUAUUGUCGGAGUAUCACACUGGUGGCCUACACGGCAGGCUCGGUGCUAGCCCAGCUCCUGGUGUCCCUGAUGAACCUGCCAUACUCUACACUUUUUUAUAUAUCCUUGGCCUGUGUCUCUGUGGCUUUCUUUUUCUCACUUUUUCUACCAAUGCCUAAGAAGAGCAUGUUUUUCCAUACAAAAUCUGACAGAGAAGCUUGUCCAAAGCCACUAGAACAAUCUACUGUCCUCAAGGAAGCCCAGAACAACAGAACUCACCCAGAAUUGUUUGCCAAUUCAGAGAAUCUAGGAGACGGAGAGAUGAGCAACCUGGAUCCAGAAAAUUCAGCUUUGAGACACUUUGUGCAUUGGUUCCAGGAUCUGAAGGAGUGCUACUCCUCAAAGCACCUUGUUUACUGGUCCCUGUGGUGGGCUUUUGCCACAGCAGGUUAUAACCAGAUCUUGAACUAUGUUCAAGUCCUGUGGGAACACAAGGCACCCUCCCAGGACUCUUCCAUCUAUAAUGGAGCAGUAGAGGCCAUAGCAACAUUUGGAGGAGCUUUGGCUUCGUUCUCAGUGAGCUAUAUGAAGGUUGACUGGGAUCUUCUAGGAGAACUGGGACUGGCUGUCUUCUCGGCUGUCAUCGCAGGAUCUCUGUUUCUCAUGAAUUACACACUCAACAUCUGGGUGUGCUAUGCUGGCUACCUACUGGUCAAGUCUAGCUAUUCCUUUCUUAUAACCAUUGCAGUCUUUCAGAUUGCAGUUAACCUGAGCUUAGAACGUUAUGCACUGGUGUUCGGCAUAGACACCUUCAUUGCCUUGGUGAUUCAGACCAUUAUGACUGUGAUUGUGGCAGAUCAAAGAGGGCUCCAAUUGCCAGUCACUACUCAGCUAAGUGCCGAAAGGAAGCCCAGAACCUUGCUACCACCCAGAGCCCUGAUGAGCCACACCUACAAGAGCCAAGUGAUGUGUCAACAAAGUUGUAACCCAAUUACAUCGACUCCAGUCACAAAAGGGCAGGAUUUCAAGAUGGGCAGGCAGAAGUGUUUUGCCACACACUCAAUCAGUACAGAUUCCAAAACCGCAACCAAACUUUAGCCUCAGGCUAACUGCCCAACUAACUGCAAGCACUCCAUAUAUGGCCAUGACAACUGUAUUAGUUACUUACUUGAUGCUAUGACAAAAUAUCUAACAAGAAGCAGCUCAAGGGAGGAACUCAAUGUCUCAGUUCACAGUUUGGAGGGACACAUUCUAUUACAAGAGGGAAGACAUGACUGCAGGACAAAGGAGCUACUGGACACAUUGCAUCUGCAAUCAGGAAGAAAAGAACAAUGAAACCUUGUGUUCAGAUCAUUCUCUCUUUUUUAUUCAACAUACCACCCCAACCAAGGGAAUGGUAACACCCACAUUUCAGGUGAGUCUUCCCACUUCAGUGAACCUAAUAUAGGUAAGCCCUCACAGAUAAUCAAAAAGACUUAUGUCUUUGGACUCCAGAUCUUGUCAAGUUGACAAUAUUAACUACCAAUCCUAACAGCUGACAACCCUUGGUGGGGGGGUUCCCAUAAAUAGCAAUAACUUGGAAAUUCUAGUUCUGACAAGUUCAAAGAACAAGCAAUGGGCGUAGAAACAAGCCAUGAAGAAACUCCCUAAGGAUGAUCCUCCAGUGAACGCAGAUAGCAACAGGACUGACCUACAAUUGGCUUAUAUACUUUGUGGAUCUAAAAAGGCAGCACCUGGGAUGAUUUUCUUCCUCUUCUGCUAAUUGUACUUCUGUUACAACCGCCAGCUCUCUGAAGGAAUGACUAGGUUUGGUCCCAUUGCUGAGAGUUCCUCUUCAACUCUAAAAAUACCAUCAUUCUGUUCAAAAGUUGUUAUCGAUAGUCUCACUGUUCUCAUCUUUUUCUUCUUGUGCUCCCUCCUGGGCUUUGUGUGGAAUCCCCCCCCCACCCCCUAAGGAUCGCUCCAGAAGUCACUCUAGAUGCUCCUGUAUAUCCAUGGAAUGCCCUCACAUCCAUUCCCAAUGGCCAGGGAAAGAUGAUUCCCCUUCUUCCCACCAUGACCCUAGACAAGUGUUUGAUUGAUGUAGAACACUCUGAAGGAAAUUCCAGAGCUUUCCAGCAGUUUUUAUACAUAGGAAAACACUUGCAGAAAUUAAAUACUAAUUGUUUAAUUUAUUUAUAUUUUUGGUGCUAAAGAUCAAACCCAGGGAUCAUACUAGAUAAGCAUUCUGUGACUAAGAUAUAUCCUAGGCCCCAUGCUUAACUUUUAAAUGACAGAGAUCAUGUUCAAUAAAAUAUUAAAAUUA
Apodemus sylvaticus (European woodmouse) is the source of this 3172-nucleotide messenger RNA. It is a transcript of the gene Slc19a3, whose product is annotated as solute carrier family 19 member 3. Gene Ontology annotation, biological process: vitamin transport; transmembrane transport. Gene Ontology annotation, cellular component: plasma membrane. The transcript is spliced from 6 exons. Lineage: Eukaryota; Metazoa; Chordata; Mammalia; Rodentia; Muridae. Gene Ontology annotation, molecular function: thiamine transmembrane transporter activity. Bases 463 to 1965 code for a protein of 500 amino acids. The record is from RefSeq and is a predicted model, not a curated record.